AUGGCUUCUGCACCCAUGCAUAAUUCUGUAGUCAUGGAGAAUUCAGAUGCCAUGGCAGUUCGCCAUGUUAGAUGUCCAAAGUGCCACAGUGUUCUUGAGGAACCCCGUGCCCGUGUCUACCAAUGUGGUGGAUGCGGCACUAGUCUUCGAGCAAAAAUCCACUCCGGCAGCACAGAAGAAGUGACCAAUAUCUUUUCCCCUUCAUCAACUGGAUUGCGUCCUCAGAGCAGACACUACCGUCGGCCAAUCCUGAAAGGCACGCCGUUCAUUGUUUGCUCCAGAUGCAUCCAGCUGGUCCAGGUGCCCAAACUGCGGUGUGAAUCCUGUUAUGCUGUCCUUUCCUACUCCAAGGAUUCGGUCAGGAAGAAACUUUACCAGGACUCCAUUGAUCAGCUCAGCAUAGACAGUCCCGAACUGCAGGUGGAUGCAGCACUAGUCUUCGAGGUUCCCGAGGAAUCCGGUGCCCCAGUAUACCAGGUCAGUGGACGCAGCACUACUGUGAGAUAUCGAAGGUGCCACAGUGAACUGGAUGCCCAAGUCUACCAGGACAGUGGAUGCGGCACAAAUCUUCGAGUGAAAACCCGCACUGGCAGCACAGGAGAAGUGGCCAAUGCUUCUUCUCCAAGGAGUGGACUGCCUCCUCAGAGCAGACACUACUGUCAGCCGAUCCUGAAGGGUGCGCCGUUCAUUGUCUUCUGCAGCUGCUUCAAGCUACUCCAAGUACCCAUCGAUUUCGUCGUCUCCACCAAUGCAGUGGGCAAACUGCGGUGUGGCUCCUGUUCUUCUGUCCUCAGCUACUCCGACAGGGCCCUGGCCAGGAAGAAACCUUACCAGGACUCUGUUGAUCAGCUCAGUACAAACAGUUCCAAACUGCAGGUGGAGGAGCCACAUUAUACUCCCUAUACGGAUGCAAUGGCAUGGUUAGCCAUGGGAAAACAAAGACGGAAAGGACUAAACCAUAGAUUAAUGCAGCAGGCUGGUCAUAAGCUCCAUGGCAGAGAUGAAAUUAGGCAAAACAUUAUGGAAAAGAUAUUGUUGGAUAGAAAUGAUGGAAGUAAUUGUACAGUCUUUUGCAUAAAUGGUGGAAGUGGUUUUGGCAAGACUUCACUGCUCAAUGUCCUUUACAAUGACCAAGAAUUGUUGUAUGCUUUUGACAAAAUGAUAUGGAUACAGAUGUCUGAUAAAUUAGACAUACUGAUGUUAUUUAGGAAGAUUAUUGAGUUCGUCAUGAAUGACCACUGCAGCAUUAUGAGCACGGACCUCCUCCAGGAACUGCUUAUGGAGGAAAUCACAGAUGAGAAAUUCUUGCUUAUCUUGGACGAUGCAGACAUAGAAGACCAACAAUUUUGGAAUAGCAUAUUAGAAGUUCUUAAUGCUGGUGCCAGAGGCAGUGUCGUUAUCAUGGCUACAAAGAGUUGUGCUGUUGCUACUCCUAGAGAUCUCUGUCAUGAUGCUUUACCAGUCCAUCUGAAACGGUGUCUUGCAUUUUGUUCGUUGUUCCCAGAAGGUUACAUCUUUGAUAAACAUCACAUGGUUCUCCUGUGGAUAUCUCAUGGUUGUGUUAGGCCAGUUGAAGGGCGUGAACCUGAAGAUGUAGGAACUGAAUAUUUCAAUGAGUUGCUGUGCAGAUCGUUCUUUCAGUACUCACCAUCUCAUGAUUAUAAAGAUAACAAGUUUGUGAUGCAUGAGCUUAUUUACAAUGUGGUGGCAUCCGUCUCCCGUGACAAAUAUUUCAAGUCCGAGGAUCCCAUGUGCGGCAUACCUGAAAAUGUUCUUCACUGCUCUCUCAUUUCCUCGCAAUUUCAGACUGUGGAACUGAUGCACAGGACAGAACAGUUGAAGGAUCUGCAGACAUUUCUGGCUUUGCUACCUGAGUGGAAACUGAACAGCAUUUCUUUGCCUACCUUAAAUCUUGUUGGUUUGGAUAUACUGGAUCUGAGCCAUACUGAAACAAAAGAGUUUCCAGGAUCCAUUGCUGGCCUGAGAAACCUGCGGUACUUAUCUGUCAACAACACAAACGUCCGGGCUCUUCCAUCUGAGCUCUGCAGCCUCAGCAAUCUGCAGACACUUGAAGCAAAACACUGCCGCUUCCUCACUGAGCUACCUAGAGACAUGAGGAAGCUAGUAAAGCUGCGACAUCUUGAUCUGACGAAGCAACUGGGCUAUAUUCACAUGCCACAUGGAAUUGGAGAUCUCACUGAACUCCAGACAUUGCCAGUCUUCCAUGUCAGUGGUGACUCGUCACAUUGCUCCAUCAGUGAGCUUGGAAGCCUGCAAUAUUUGAGGGGUUGCCUUUGGCUUUCGGGACUUGGAAGUGUGAAAACUAGCAGCAAGGCCCAGGAGGCGAACCUGAAGGAUAAGCAUCACCUAAAUGACUUGACACUGCAAUGGCACGGUGAUGGCAUGCACAUCGAAGAUGAAGGUGAAGAUGAAGACAAAGACACAGAAGAUGUGGCUGAUGAGCAGUUCCCCGCCAUCGCCCAUCUGCCAUCGCUCGAGUCCCUGAGCAUGCGAAAGAUGUACGACGUGCAACGGCUGAGCAGCAACAGAGACACGCAUGGCGCGGCCAAGUUCCCGUCGCUGGAGCUGCUGAACAUGUGGGAGAUGUACGGUCUGGAGGAGCUGUUCGAGGAAGAAUCUGAAGGGGACUGCCCUCGCCUCCGCAAGAUCUGCAUCAGCCGGUGCCCGGACCUGAAGAGGCUGCCCCGCGCUCGUUCUAUGACGGAGCUGGUUCUCCACUGCGGCCAGCAGCUCCCUGACAUCUCGGAGCUCGCGUCCCUGGUGUCACUGAAGAUCGAAGGCUUCCACGGCGUCAGGUCGUUCGGCUUGCCGCCGGCAGCUGCGGCGCUGAAGAGGCUGGAGAUCAGGUCUUGCAAGGAGCUGGCGUCGGUGGACGGGCUGUCGGCGGCGCUGACCACCGUGCAGAAGCUUAAGAUAGCAGGGUGCCCCAAGCUCGUUUUGCCAGGAGCUAGUAGUAGCCUGCAGACGACCUGA
This is a messenger RNA of Miscanthus lutarioriparius, 2994 nucleotides long. The record is from the annotation of a GenBank genome assembly. Lineage: Eukaryota; Viridiplantae; Streptophyta; Magnoliopsida; Poales; Poaceae.